Messenger RNA from Dicentrarchus labrax (European seabass), 1545 nucleotides. It is a transcript of the gene hddc2, whose product is annotated as HD domain containing 2. The record is from RefSeq and is a predicted model, not a curated record. The transcript has 6 exons. The coding region runs from base 43 to 711 and encodes 222 amino acids. Gene Ontology annotation, molecular function: 5'-deoxynucleotidase activity. Gene Ontology annotation, cellular component: cytoplasm. NCBI's taxonomy places the organism in Eukaryota, Metazoa, Chordata, Actinopteri, Moronidae.
UACAUCAGCACAAACAGUAUCCGGGUCAACGGUCGGACAAGAAUGGCGGCCACCAUGGAGACAGCAGCCGGCGUGAGCAAUAUGCUGCAAUUUAUGAAACUCAUCGGUCAGCUAAAAAGGGUCCCGCGGACCGGCUGGGUGUACAGGAACGUGAAGAAACCAGAGAGCGUAUCAGACCACAUGUACCGCAUGGCCAUGAUGUCUCUGACCAUCACUGACCCCACAGUGGACAAGGACAGAUGCAUAAAGCUGGCCCUGGUUCAUGACAUGGCAGAGUGCAUUGUGGGAGAUAUCGCUCCAUCAGACAACAUCAGUAAAGCAGAGAAACACAGGCGAGAAGAGGAAGCGAUGAGACACCUGGCAGGUCUUCUGCCUGGUGGACUCAAACAGGAGAUUUAUGGACUGUGGGAGGAAUAUGAGACUCAGAGCAGUCCAGAGGCCAAGUUGGUGAAACAGUUUGACCUCCUGGAGAUGAUCCUGCAGGCUCAUGAGUACGAGGAGCUGGAGGGAACGCCGGGAAGACUGCAGGAGUUCUUUGACUCCACCAACGGUCGUUUCCACCACCCAGACGUGCUCCAGCUUAUCAGCUCUUUGAAUGAAGAGAGAGGAUGUCACAUGACUAAAACGGACGAAACUAAGAAUUCUGGGAACUCGCAGGCAGCUGGUGCAACAUCUUCACAGCCAAGUACAACUUCACACACCUCCUCCUGACUGCAACCGACACAAAUACCUCCUCAGUGGAGGGACAGAGACGCUGGACUGUAACACAGAAUAUGUGUAUGAGGAUGCACAAACACGUCACAGGAUCAGAAGCUAGUGUGGAAAACUGUAGAUUGGGAGUUUCAACUUCUCCUCAUUUGCUAAACAUGUAAUUUCCCAGGUAAUAUUCACACAUUAUUAUUAUAUAUAUUAUUAGUUACUGUUUAUUAAUGUAUAGAAACUGUUCCAACUUUAUUGUAGAUGUCCAAUCCAUCAAGAAAUACACUGUAUUACAUUUUGACAUAUUAUAUAUAUGUAUAUAUUAUCUGGCAGAUGUUACAUCAUUCAUCUGUCUAUGAAAAUGUAACAAUGGUGCUGCACAGUUAGUAAAUAGUGUUAAUGCAUUUUCUGAUACAGUCUUACUGUACAAUAUACAGAUUUUGUAAAAUAGGUUAUAGAAAUACUGCUGGCAAAUGAGCACUUAAUUAUUUUCAGUAUGUUGCAUAGAACUUCAGUUGCACAUUAUUCCACCUUUACUACUUUACAUUUGGUUGUUUUAUCUGUUUAUUCAACAAGUUCAGUCACAGCUUUCAGUGUUUAUUGUAAAAACAGUCAAUUGUGAUAUUUAGUUUGGUUUAGACGAGUUUUAAUAUCGAUACAUCAACCAUAAAAACUGUUAUUUAUAACGACGUGUAAUUAGUUGUAUGAAUACAGAUGAAUACGUUAAACACAAUGUUAUUUUAUUUCAGUGUCACAGUUUUGCCUUCUGGUGUGUUUUUUGUGAAAAGGUCUUUUCAGUUCAGUUCAAUUGUAUUUCAACCCAACUCAAUAUGCACAUGUAAAAUA